Capsicum annuum is the source of this 991-nucleotide messenger RNA. RefSeq lists its product as uncharacterized. The record is from RefSeq and is a predicted model, not a curated record. The coding region runs from base 279 to 767 and encodes 162 amino acids. NCBI's taxonomy places the organism in Eukaryota, Viridiplantae, Streptophyta, Magnoliopsida, Solanales, Solanaceae. The transcript has a single exon.
AGUUAAUGUAAAACAUCCUCCCAUAAAGUAGAGUUAGUAUAAAACAAAAGUAAUUCAAAAUUAUAGAUUAUUUAGUAAUUUUCUAAAUUCAACAAGUAUCGUGACAUUCAUUUUUAAUAAAAUACACAAGCACUUAGGAGCAUUAUUAUGGUCACACUCAGAGCUACUUGCAUCACAUCCUCCAAAUUCCAACCUAUAUAAUUUCUCUCUCUACCUAUCUUUCUCCUUUAAUGUAAUUGCGUUUCUCACUUCCCUUUCCCCAAAACCAAAAAAAUAAAAUGGAGGGGGUAUCAACUAGGGUAUACAGUGGAUUAAAGAGUUAUUGGAGAAGAAGAGGUUAUAAAAAACUAAACAGGAAGAACAACAACCGGGUCGAACUUUCAUCAUCAGGUCCGACCCGAAAGAGAAGGUUCUGGAAGGUAAAGCUUACACCAAAACUGAAGGUAAAGAUCAAUUUAAAGCUCUUCUCGUUGAAGAAGUUUCUGAGAGGUCUACGUGAUGCGUAUGUGAACGCGAUGUUGAGGAUCGCGAAUACCCGUGGAUUCGGUGGCGAUUACUACGGUGGAGGGAUCGAUGGAUUUGGAAUGCGGCCGGUGAUUAAAGAGUAUGAUGAGAAAGCGUUGGUUGAGAUCUACAAAUCUAUAUUAAAGGCACGUGAUGCUGCUGCUGCUGCUACUACUGCAAAAAUUGGACCUGAGGUUGAUAAAGCACAGCUCGAGCUGGGUGCAGCGAAGCUCCCCACGGUGUCCGAAGAACAAGUGAACUAAUUUAAAUGGUAAUUGAUUAAAGCUUCAGCUAUGCUAUUCGCGGUGUUCGGGAAUUGAUUAAUGUUGUUUAGAUAUGAGAUUUGAUAGUAAUAUAUUCGGUAUUCGUCUUGCUGUUGAGGUUUUGUUGGUUGAUUUUUGAAAAUGAUGGUAAAUCAGGCGAACCGGAAAAUGUGUUGAAGAAAUCUAGAGUAAUUGUCCUAAUUCCAAAAUUAUUCUUUCGGUUA